CUGGCGGGUUGAGGGAGUUCCUGCGGGUGGCUGUCACCGCCCCGUUUCUCUCCCGAUGGUGCUCUCCUGAGGCCAGCUGCCUGCGGGCGUCGCCCCGGGAUGGAGCACAUCCGGACGACCAAGGUUGAACAAGUAAAGUUACUUGACCGGUUUAGUACCAACAACAAGUCACUGACAGGAACACUGUAUCUUACGGCCACACAUCUGUUAUUUAUUGAUGCUCAGCAAAAGGAAACCUGGAUACUGCACCACCAUAUUGCCUCUGUGGAGAAGCUUGCUCUGACCACUUCUGGGUGCCCACUCGUGAUGCAGUGCAAGAACUUCAGGACUGUGCAUUUCAUUGUUCCCAGGGAAAGGGAUUGCCAUGAUAUUUAUAACUCACUGCUGCAACUGUCGAAACAAGCAAAAUAUGAAGAUCUCUAUGCCUUCUCUUAUAAUCCCAAACAAAAUGAUUCUGAACGACUAAAUGGUUGGCAGCUUAUUGACCUUGCUGAGGAAUAUGAGAGGAUGGGAGUGCCCAAUGCAAACUGGCAAUUGUCUGAUGUCAACCGAGACUACAAGGUCUGUGAGACUUACCCCAGAGAGAUAUAUGUUCCAAGGACAGCCAGCCGGCCAGUGAUUGUGGGCAGUUCCAACUUCCGGAGCAAGGGCAGACUUCCGGUCCUGUCCUACUGCCGACAGGGCACUGAGGCUGCCAUUUGUCGAUGUAGUCAGCCAUUGUCAGGCUUCAGUGCCAGGUGCCUAGAAGAUGAACAUUUGCUUCAAGCCAUUAGUAAAGCCAACCCAGGAAAUCGCUACAUGUAUGUUGUGGAUACCAGGCCCAAGCAUCGCAUGCAGAGCUGGUGGGAUACACAAAAGGACAUUGGCAGAAUUAUAGUGAGGAUUUCUUCAAAAAUCUGGAAUGAUGAGAAAAUAAGAGAAAGCGAUGAGAAAAAGCGACUCAAUGCAAUGGCUAACAGAGCAGCCGGAAAAGGUUAUGAAAAUGAAGACAACUAUUCUAAUAUUAGAUUUCAGUUUGUUGGAAUAGAAAAUAUUCAUGUCAUGAGAUCCAGCCUUCAGAAAUUACUGGAAGUGAAUGGCAGCAAGGGGCUUUCUGUCAACGAUUUCUACUCUGGUUUGGAGAGCUCAGGCUGGCUUCGCCAUAUCAAGGCUGUUUUGGAUGCUGCGAUCUUCUUAGCCAAAGCAAUAGUGGUUGAAAAUGCAAGUGUGCUGGUCCACUGUUCGGAUGGGUGGGAUAGGACCUCCCAAGUCUGUUCCCUCGGUUCGCUUUUGUUGGAUUCCUACUACAGGACAAUGAAAGGAUUCAUGGUUUUAAUAGAAAAAGAUUGGAUAUCGUUUGGGCAUAAGUUUUCAGAGAGGUGUGGCCAUUUGGAUGGUGACCCAAAGGAAGUCUCACCGGUGUUUACUCAGUUCUUGGAGUGUGUGUGGCAUCUGACUGAGCAGUUCCCACAAGCCUUUGAGUUCAACGAAGCGUUUCUUCUUCAGAUCCACGAGCACAUUCAUUCAUGCCAAUUCGGGAACUUCCUCGGCAACUGUCAGAAGGAGAGAGAGGAACUCAAGCUGAAGGAGAAGACUUACUCCCUGUGGCCCUGCCUUUUGGAUGACAGAAAGAAGUACUUAAAUCCUCUCUACAGUUCCAACUCUCAGAGACUGACAGUCUUGGAGCCAAAUACAGUCUCUUUCAAUUUUAAGUUUUGGAGAAACAUGUACCACCAGUUUGAUCGGACACUCCAUCCUCGGCAGUCUGUAUUGAACAUAAUUAUGAACAUGAAUGAGCAGAACAAGCAGUUAGAGGAAGACAUUAGGGACCUAGAGUCUAAAAUUAAACAGUGCAAAAAUGGCAUCCUAACGAAGGACUUGGUGCAUGCCGUUCACCCUGAAUCGCCUACCCUCAAAACCUCCCUGUGUCUGAAAGAGCAGAGUCUGCUUCCUGUGAGCGACACGCUCCGAGCUGUAGAGGGCAGCAGCCCAGCAGAUAACCGUUACUGUGACUACACUGAGGAGUUUUCUAAGUCGGAGCCUGCUGUGGUCAGCCUGGAGUAUGGUGUGGCCAGAAUGACUUGUUAGCCUUUUUCAGCGUUUCCUGGAUGACUGUGGUGUAAGAAAUGUGUAGUGAGGAUGGUCUGUCCAGGGGGGUUGUCAGUGACUCUGGCGCUUAGCAGCAGGUGAACAGUGGAGAGAAGGAUCGUAACUGCUCUUGAGAGGAAUAAGGCAGCUAAGUGCCAUUUGUAGCAAGAGCGAUACUCGUUCUGUAGAAGUGAGUGGUAUUGUGUGCACUUACUGGAAAUGAUUUACACAGCACACUAGUGAGCUGACAGCCUGUUGAUUCAGAUGUUAAUUACAGCCAAGCUCAAAAUGCUUUCCUUAAGUGUAAUUUAACGCUGAGAAAACAGACCUGACAACCUGAACCCUUAAUGAUUGACAUGGCAUGUUCUGGAGCUGUGCGACUGUUUGCGUACUUUGCCAUUUAGUGACGUUUUAAACAUUGAAGUGCCAUGAAAAGUACUUCUGAGACAGCCUUAAAGUAAAUUCUCAGUUGAUUCUUUAGGCUUUACAGCCAAGGACAAGAUGGUUGAUUUCUCCUUUACCCAGCCUUAUUUCAUGUAAGAACCGCACUCUCAUUACUGCAGGGUCCCACACUGCAGCACUCUGCGUAGAAAGUUGUAGACACACUCUGGUAGUUAAUUCGUAAUUGGCCAGCUCCACCCAUAUUCAAAAUUAAUGCCACUGAAGGCUUUGUUCUGGUUGUCAUUUGUUUCGAGCUGCAGCUGGCAGUUCAUUAGUUACAGCUUAGAGGACGGAUUUCUUAGUAUAAGCACAUUUGGCAUUUGCUUUCGGAUUAUUGCAUUCUAUUAAUUCUUAUUUUGUGGUUGGCUUUAAUCCUGUGAUAACUGUACGUUUAAAGUGACAAAGUUCUAAAGCAUUCUGAGUACUAAAUGCAUUUUUAACUGCCUGAUCUGGAACAGUUCACUUUAGUGUACCUGCCUACAGACUUCCAGGUGAAGUGGAGAGGGGAGUACUGGUAGUGGAGAUUUGGCUUGGUUAUGUGAAUUUUCAAGCAAUCAUUUUUAGGUGGAACAUAUUUCUUUUAGCUUAUUAUAGAAGGGCAAGAGAGGGAGCACUGAGGAGCCAGUUAAUGUCCAACAAAAGCAGCCUUGACUCUGGAAAAGGGUUUAUUUUGCUUUGUUAGGCUCAUUGUUUAUUCUGUGCAGUAGGACAUACAUAUCUUUUCGAAAAAUCACUUACAGUUGGCAGUAUUAUCAGGUGGCUUUAAAACAAAGUUUAAUACCACAGAUGGUACGAGGUACAGUUCAAGGGCACUAAGAAAUCUGCAUAUGUUACCUUAUAUAUUUCCCGAUUACACCUAUAUCUGUAAUAUUUCUUGUACUGGUUUUGAACAUAUGUAUCCUUUUUGAAAAAAAGAAAACUUUAUUGUAUGUGAUUUUAUCUACUCCUUUUUAUUUUUCCAGUUCACUUCUGUAAGACCUUAUGUAAUAAAAACACUUCAUUUUCAAAAGUAACAGAAAUAUACUAAAAAAAAAAAAAUGCAAUGUAUGAUUAACAGUGUUUAGACAUGGGAAAGGAAACUUAAUCUCUGUGGCCACAACAGGAAGUUUUUGUGCCUUGGGUCCAGUUGGGUUGUGGUUUUCAACUCUUCCAUGGCAGACUUCUUACAGUCAUCUUUUUGGUUCAUUAUGCUAAUCCUCCACUUUGCGUUUACAUACGUGUUUAUGUGCUUACACACAGAUAACAUCCUGAGUGACGUGCAGGGCAUAUGUUGGCAAAAAUCUGUGUAAAUGUCUUAUAGAAUUGGAUUUAUGUUCAUUGUGUUUUGGGAUGUAUAGCAUGUAAAUUAUUUCAUGUAUUAUUUAAAGGCAAUUAAAUGUUCAUGUUUUA
Psammomys obesus (fat sand rat) is the source of this 3897-nucleotide messenger RNA. It is a transcript of the gene Mtmr6, whose product is annotated as myotubularin related protein 6. NCBI's taxonomy places the organism in Eukaryota, Metazoa, Chordata, Mammalia, Rodentia, Muridae. Bases 100 to 2067 code for a protein of 655 amino acids. Gene Ontology annotation, molecular function: phosphatidylinositol-3,5-bisphosphate phosphatase activity. The transcript is spliced from 15 exons. Gene Ontology annotation, cellular component: nuclear envelope. Gene Ontology annotation, biological process: dephosphorylation. The record is from RefSeq and is a predicted model, not a curated record.